AGGUUCCGCUUCCGGGUGAAGAUGCUGCGGGUUCUCCGGCGCGCGCCCCGGCUCCUGAAUGUUUGUUCAGCAGAAGUUAUCACUGGGACGGAGCUGGUCUCGCCCCAUGUCAGAGCAAAACUCGCAGGGAUUACCAGGUGGCGAAGUGGGGUGAACAUCUCCACGGCAACAGUUGCCCCAGGGAGUGAUGAUUGGCUCCUGAAGUGGGCCCUGCUCCUGAUCCCAGUCAGCACCUUCAGCCUCGGCACCUGGCAGGUACAGAGGCGGAAAUGGAAGCUGCAGCUUAUCAAGGAUCUCCAGGAACGCACCCGCUCGGACCCCCUGCCCCUGCCCCUGGACCAGCUGGAACUGAAGCAGCUUGAGUACCGGAGGGUGAAGGUCCGAGGGAGGUUCGACCACUCCAAGGAACUCUACAUCAUGCCCCGAUCGAGGGUGGAUCCAGACAAAGAGGCCCAAGAGGCUGGGCGCCUGAUGUCCAGCACUGAGACUGGAGCCAACGUGAUCACUCCAUUCCACUGCACCGAGCUGGGGGUGAAGAUUCUUGUGAACAGGGGCUUCGUUCCCAGAAUGAGACUCAAACCAGAAACACGGGCCAAAGGACAGAUCACAGACGAGGUGGAGAUCAUUGGUGUCAUUCGACUGACAGAAAGUCGCAGACCAUUCACCCCUCAGAAUGACGUUGAGAGGAAUUGCUGGUAUUAUCGUGAUUUGGAGGCAAUGGCACAGGCUAUGGGCACAGAACCCAUCUUCAUUGAUGCAGACUUCAAUAGUACAGUUCCUGGAGGUCCGGUUGGUGGGCAGACCAGAGUAACUCUGAGGAAUGAGCACCUGCAGUACAUCCUAACCUGGUACGGGCUAUGUGCUGCAACCUCCUAUAUGUGGUUCCAGAAGUUUGUACGGAAAGCAGCUGUCUGAUCCUCGUUGGAAAUCUUAUCACUCUGUUUAUGUUAUAAAUGCACAAUUUCAAAAAAGUCUCCAAGUCAGUUUAUUA
Molecule: messenger RNA, 991 nt
Organism: Hemiscyllium ocellatum (epaulette shark)
Lineage: Eukaryota; Metazoa; Chordata; Chondrichthyes; Orectolobiformes; Hemiscylliidae
Product: surfeit locus protein 1
Exons: 9
Coding region: 22-915 (297 amino acids)
Biological process (GO): mitochondrial respiratory chain complex IV assembly
Cellular component (GO): membrane; mitochondrion
Source: RefSeq, a predicted model, not a curated record